CUUCACUCACUCAUCCCCAAAGCAAAGCCUCAUAGAAAGAAAGAGAGACGGAAAAAAAGGGGGAGAGAAAAAAAUGAUGUUGAAGGAAGAGUGUGUCAGUGUAGAUGGUGUAAGUAACAAUUGGGCUCGCGUGUGUGACUUAUGCCGAUUCGCAUCGUCCUCAGUGUACUGCCUAGCGGACUCGGCCUACUUGUGCACUUGGUGCGAUGCCCGUGUCCAUGUGGAGUCACACCACAAGCGCGUGCGGGUGUGCGCCGCGUGCGAGCGCGCUCCAGCAGCCGUCCUGUGCAAGGCCGACGCGGCGUCGCUUUGCACCGUGUGUGACAAAGACAUACACUCCGCCAACCCAUUAGCACACCGCCACCACCGUGUCCCGGUUCAGCCCAUCUCUGGCUGCCUAUUCGGCCCACCAGCCACCGACGGGUCAGCAACCAAUGACCUGGACUGCAGCUUCUUAGCCGAAGAGACCGAGGAAACCAUAGAUGAAGAAGAUGAAGAUGAAGCAGCUUCAUGGUUGUUGCUUAACCCUAUUAAGAACAACCACCGCUAUCAAAAUAAUAGUGGGUCAUUGUUUGGUGAUCAAUAUUUGGAUCUUGUUGACUAUAACCCAUGUCAAGAUAAUCAGUUCUCUGAUCGAUAUAUUGAUCAGCAGCAACAGUACAGUGUUCCUCAGAAGAGCUAUGGAGGUGAUAGGGUUGUCCCGGUUCAGUGUGGAGAUCAAGGAAAGAACCAGCCGCAAAUCCACACUAGUUUUCAGUUUGGGAUGGACUAUGAUCAGACCUCAAAAUCUGCGUCUACUUACCAUACUUCAAUUGGUCACAGUGUCUCUCCUUCAUCGAUGGAUGUUGGUGUCGUACCUGAACCUGAACCUACAAUGAGCGAUGUCUCAAUCUCUCACCCAAGACCUUCCAAAGGAACAAUUGACCUUUUCACGAAUACUCCCACUCAGAUGCCUCCUCAAAAUACUCCGAUGGACAGGGAAGCCAGAGUCCUAAGGUACAGAGAGAAGAAGAAGAUGAGGAAGUUUGAGAAGACAAUCAGGUAUGCCUCGAGGAAGGCCUACGCAGAAACCAGACCCCGGAUCAAGGGUCGGUUUGCAAAGAGAACAAAUGUAGAAGUUGAAGAGGAGCAGAUGCUAUCCACAACACUAAUGGUAGAACACGGAUAUGGCAUUGUUCCGUCAUUCUAAAUCCGAAUACAAGAGAGGAAAAAGAAGAAGAAUCUUCAUAUGAGAAUUUUGCUUCUUUUAACUAGUGCUACUGCUAAUAUGUACCUCUCUCAAUCUAAUUGUUUUUUCAAAUGAUUAGUAAUAUAUAUAUUUAUAUAUAUAUGCUUAGUAGUUUUGUAUCUUGAUAACUCUGGUUCUCUUGUAAAUACAUGUCAGGACUUGACAUUUAUUAUGUGCAACGAUAAUUCCCCUUCUGAGUC
Messenger RNA from Cornus florida, 1428 nucleotides. Its product is annotated as zinc finger protein CONSTANS-LIKE 2-like. The record is from RefSeq and is a predicted model, not a curated record. Lineage: Eukaryota; Viridiplantae; Streptophyta; Magnoliopsida; Cornales; Cornaceae. Gene Ontology annotation, biological process: regulation of flower development. Gene Ontology annotation, cellular component: nucleus. Gene Ontology annotation, molecular function: protein binding; zinc ion binding. Bases 74 to 1189 code for a protein of 371 amino acids. The transcript has 2 exons.